Messenger RNA from Solanum stenotomum, 1070 nucleotides. Its product is annotated as F-box/kelch-repeat protein At3g06240-like. The record is from RefSeq and is a predicted model, not a curated record. NCBI's taxonomy places the organism in Eukaryota, Viridiplantae, Streptophyta, Magnoliopsida, Solanales, Solanaceae. The transcript has a single exon. Gene Ontology annotation, molecular function: protein binding. The coding region runs from base 18 to 1070 and encodes 350 amino acids.
AUCUUCCUCAAGAUAUUAUGUCAAAUAUACUUUCAAGAUUACAUGUUAAAUAUCUUUUACAAUUCAAAUGUGUGUCCAAAUCUUGGUUAUCUUUAAUUUCAAAUGAAGAAUUUAUCAAACUUCAUCUUUCUCUAGCUAUUUCUGACCCAAACACAAACCAUUUUAGGAUUUUAACUAUGUCACCCUUUAAGUCCUUGGACUAUGAAUCUCCAUCAUCACUUGAAGAUCAUGUCGACGACGAUAAUGCCAUCGUAGAUUUGUUGUAUCCAUCCAUGGAUGAAGAACUUGAAUCUAAUAAUGUUGAAAUUAUUGGUUCUUGUAAUGGAUUGAUUUGUAUGUUAUUAUGUGACACUAAUAAAAUUUCUCUAUGGAACCCCUCAACUAGAAUCUCUAGGGACUUACCAAGUUUGACUUGUAAUUUUCAUAAUGAUUGUCCUAUUUUCAAUGGUUUUGGUUAUGAUUCGAUUAAUAACACGUACAAAGUUGUUAGGGGUACAUCAGAUGGAAUAGUCGAUGUUUUUUCUACAAGUGGUGAAAGAUGGAGAAAGAUUCAAGGCUUUAAGGACAUUUCUAUUUUUGAUGAAGAACAAGGGGUUUUCUUUAAUGGAACUCUACAUUGGCUAGGAUACAAUCACAUUAAUGGGGCAAAGAAGGAAAAAACCAUUGUCACACUUGAUUUAGGACAAGAGACAUUUGGAGUAAUGAAACAACCUAUGUUGGAACAUGAUGAAAAUGUCAAUUUUCAUAAUGUUGGUGUUUUACAAGGAUGUUUAUCUUUGCUUAACAAAGGUAAUGGACUUUAUUGUGAAAUUUGGGUGAUGAAGGAGUAUGGUGUUAUUUCAUCAUGGAUUAAAUUAUUAGUAUUGGACAUUAAUGAUUUUGAACAUAUUGGAUAUUUUGAUCCAAUUUGUUUCACAAAAAAUGGGGAGCUCAUUGUUGAUAAUGAAGGAUAUCAAUUGGUGAGGUACAAUAUUGAAAAGAAAACAUGUCAAACUCUCACGAAUCAUAAUGAUGAUUGGUUUCAACAAAUUGUUUAUAUACAAAGUCUUGUUUCACCGUAUGGUAAUUAA